AUGCACCUCGAAUGCGAAAAGGCGCAUGAAGUUGUGUUGGAUGAAGUUAGGGAUGCCGUCAAUCUUCGGCCAACGCACUUCGGCAACUCCAAGAGACUGGCAAAUAGAUGGGAUCAUCGACUGAGUGAGGAGAGCCUAUCACAAGGUGCAUCGCCUCUAAAAGACUCCGUUAAAACAGUCACCCCGUCGGAAACAAUCCCACUUGGGGUCGGAAGACCAGCUUCACUAUUUUACCCGUGGCAAUCCAUGACUAUGACCGGGACAAAGGAGUCGAACCCAACAAAUGCCAUGACAUGCACAAAGGGGGAGGCAGCAUUUGACCUUUCUUCUGCCUUAAACUAUGCUGAGCCAUCAGGCUGGAGUCAAUUGGUAGCUUGUUUCCGGGAGAAUACUCGUCUUAUUCACAAUCCCCCCUAUCAGGACUGGGACACAACUCUUACAUGUGGGUCGACAUCUGCUAUAGACUUAGCCUUACGCAUGUUCUGCAACAGGGGUGACUGGAUCUUGACUGAAAUCUCUACAUACACCGGUACGCUUAUGGCAUCGAGAGCUCAGGGUCUCAAAAUUCAGGCUAUCGAAAUGGAUGAGGACGGUCUACUACCAGAUGAUUUGGAUAAUAAGCUACGUAACUGGGACAUGUCACGGGGUCGCAAGCCUUUUAUUCUAUAUACUAUUCCGUCUGGGCACAAUCCAACAGGCAUAACCCAACCCACAGCGCGAAAAGCAGCAAUCUACCGAGUUGCUGAGCGGCAUGAUUUAUUAAUCAUUGAAGAUGACCCAUACUUUUUCUUACGACUGAAUGAAUCCUCUGCAUUACUGGAUAUUUAUCCCCCUUUCUCAUUGUUUGACAAACUGCGGAAAUCAUUACCAACAUCAUAUUUAUCUUUAGACAAAUCUGGCCGAGUUAUCCGUGUGGAAUCUACCUCAAAAAUUCUUGCUCCUGGCCUCCGCUGUGGGUGGCUAACAGCUAGCAGUCAAAUAGUCGAUAUUUUUGCAAACUUGGUUGAAGUAGGGCCUGCAUCACCCAGUGGGCCUUCACAAGUUAUGCUAUACAAACUGCUUGUUGAGAACUGGGGUCAAGAAGGCUUUGCUAACUGGUUAAACCACUUGUCAAGGGAGUAUAGGUCAAGGAGGGAUAUUAUGAUUGCUGCAUGCGCGAAGCAUCUACCUACUGGGAUAUGUACAUGGACGACACCAUCACACGGAAUGUUCUUGUGGAUUACUAUAGAUUUAGAGAGGCACCCUGACUACACAGAGAUGUGGACAGUUCAGUGCCUUGAUGUUGAGGAUAGGAUUUAUGAGCGAGCUGAGAGUAACGGGGUUAUUGUUGCAAGGGGAAGCUGGUUCAAUGUUGAAAAGCAUGUGGAUAAGGUGUUUUUCAGGAUGACGUUUGUUUCUACGGCCUCACAGGAUGACCUCGAACAAGGAGUUAAGCAGCUCAGUAAAGCUGUCAGAGACGAAUUUAGGUUGCCGAGGCCAUAA
Molecule: messenger RNA, 1482 nt
Organism: Microsporum canis CBS 113480
Lineage: Eukaryota; Fungi; Ascomycota; Eurotiomycetes; Onygenales; Arthrodermataceae
Product: aromatic amino acid aminotransferase
Exons: 1
Coding region: 1-1482 (493 amino acids)
Biological process (GO): aromatic amino acid catabolic process; L-tyrosine biosynthetic process
Molecular function (GO): L-2-aminoadipate:2-oxoglutarate transaminase activity; pyridoxal phosphate binding; aromatic-amino-acid:2-oxoglutarate transaminase activity
Source: RefSeq, a predicted model, not a curated record